Dothidotthia symphoricarpi CBS 119687 is the source of this 951-nucleotide messenger RNA. RefSeq names its product MAGE-domain-containing protein. The record is from RefSeq and is a predicted model, not a curated record. NCBI's taxonomy places the organism in Eukaryota, Fungi, Ascomycota, Dothideomycetes, Pleosporales, Dothidotthiaceae. Bases 1 to 951 code for a protein of 316 amino acids. Gene Ontology annotation, biological process: DNA repair. The transcript has 4 exons. Gene Ontology annotation, cellular component: nucleus.
AUGCCACCUAGGACGUAUAGACGGCGAACAGCUGCAGGCGAGGAUGACGGCCCCACCCCCACACAAACACAGCGCAGUCGGCAGCAGGUCGACACACCACCCGAAGACGUCGAGGAUGUCGACAUGGAAGACCACGAGGACACUGGCAGUGGGAGUCUGGAGCAGCUGUCAAAGGGCCUAGUGCGAUAUGCGCUGUCCUGCGAGUAUGCACGCAAACCGAUCAGACGUCAAGACGUCACUGAGAAGGUACUCGGCUCGCACACGCGACUGUUCAAGGAUGUGUUUGCGCGCGCGAACAGCGAGCUUCAAGACGUCUUUGGCAUGCAGAUGGUGGAGCUCUCAGUGGCAGAAAAGGUCACGAUGCGGCAGAAGCGCAAUGCGGCUGCCUCGCAAUCGCAGAGCAAGUCCACCAACCUGUGGGUGCUGCAGACGAUGCUGCCAGACGAGUAUCGAAUACCAGAAGUCAUGGGCCCUUCACGCGAGCUCCCAGAAAGCCAAAUCAACAAGGAAGACGCCUACGUCGGGCUGUACACCAUGGCCAUCACGCUCAUCAUGAUCAGCGGCGGCAAGAUGGCAGAGGGGAAGCUCGACCGUGCUCUCAGGCGCAUGAACGCCGACCAGACGACGCCGCUGGGCAGCAAGGACAAGACGCUGGCAGCUAUGAUCAAAGAUGGGUAUAUUGUUCGGAUCAAGGAGUCGACGUCAGGAGAGGAGACGAUCGACUACAUUGUCGGACCGCGCGGCAAGGUCGAGGUGGGGCGCGAGGGGGUUGCCAGACUGAUGCGGGCCAUGCACAGCGAGGGCGAGCAGAACGAGGAGCUCGAGGAGCAGAUCCAGCGCACGCUCGAUGCGGCGGAGCGGUUUAACGGCAGCGUGCCGACGGGCGAGGCGUCGCAGGCAGCAGGGCCAGGGCGCAAGCGUGGGCGAGGACAGGACGGCGACGACGACUAG